AGCUCCUUCCCUUCUCCGCCACGACGUGUCUCAUCUACAGGACCACCUGGCGGUAGCAAACCUCACAAAUGCGAGAUAUGUGGGAGAUGUUUUGCUUUGUCAAGAAAUCUCAAGUCACAUGAAUUAAUUCACACUGGAAAAAAACCUCACACGUGUGAAAUUUGUGGGAAAUCUUUUGCUAGAAAGAACCAUCUGAAGACACAUUUCUUAAAUCACACAGGAAAGAAACCUCACAAAUGUGAGAGUAGUGGAAAAUCAUUUGCUGGGUCAGGCGAUCUCAAUACACAUGCAUUAGAACACAUUGGAAGGACACAUCAGAAAGAAACUACAAGUAAGCCUUAG
This is a messenger RNA of Schistocerca cancellata (South American locust), 342 nucleotides long. Its product is annotated as zinc finger protein 679-like. The record is from RefSeq and is a predicted model, not a curated record. The transcript is spliced from 2 exons. The annotation marks the transcript as partial. NCBI's taxonomy places the organism in Eukaryota, Metazoa, Arthropoda, Insecta, Orthoptera, Acrididae. Gene Ontology annotation, biological process: regulation of transcription by RNA polymerase II. Gene Ontology annotation, molecular function: RNA polymerase II cis-regulatory region sequence-specific DNA binding; DNA-binding transcription factor activity.